Pararge aegeria (speckled wood butterfly) is the source of this 4405-nucleotide messenger RNA. RefSeq lists its product as uncharacterized. NCBI's taxonomy places the organism in Eukaryota, Metazoa, Arthropoda, Insecta, Lepidoptera, Nymphalidae. The coding region runs from base 82 to 4365 and encodes 1427 amino acids. The record is from RefSeq and is a predicted model, not a curated record. The transcript has 22 exons. Gene Ontology annotation, cellular component: mitochondrial ribosome; small ribosomal subunit; membrane. Gene Ontology annotation, biological process: protein N-linked glycosylation; apoptotic process.
UAUUUCUAUUUUCUGUUUGCUGUUUGUGUAAGAAAUUUUAAAAUUUUAGUAAAUAAUUGAAUCAAGAAAUAGUUACCUAACAUGAACAUACUUGGUGAUAUUUACAAAAAUAAGUUGCACGAAAGUGAGAAGAAUAUAAAAUUCUGGGAAGAAUAUUUGCAGAACUUAAGCUCAUUAGACUUAAGUGUAUACUCGGAUAAAUUGACUGUACCUAUAUUAGUACCAAUAGGUAACAAGAUACUAUUUAGAGGGACUCUCAAGCAUACAAAUGAAGUAACUGUUGCUCUAGGAGCUGACUACUUUACUAAAUGUUCUAUAAAACAAGCUGAAGUACUGAGGCUUCAUAGAAUAAAUGAUGCAAAAAACAAACUGGAGACAUUUGUUAAAGAAAAAGACUAUCUUGAAAGUCAAAUAUCUUUUGGUAAGGGAAUUUUUCAUGAUAUUCAAGGCCAAGAUAUUAUUGAAGAAUGCAAUGAAGAAGAAGACAGGGCUUGGAGGGAGAAGCAUAGAAAAAGAGUCAGAGAAUAUUACCAAAAUAAGAAAAAGGAAGAAGUUGAACAAAGUGGUAUUACUGAUGAUGAGCUAUGGUCAAGAUUGGAGGAACUUGAGCUUCAGGAAGAAUUAGAAAAUGAACUAGCUCAUGAAAACAUUGAACAAGAACUUGACGAUAGUAACAAAAAUGAAUAUGACUCAUUUAUAAUAAAGGAAGAUGAUGUCAGUAAUAUUAGACAAGAACAUCCAAAUAAAGGACAAAACAUACCACAAAUCACUCAUAAUUUUCCAAAGAACACUUCAAACGUUGAUUUGUUGCUACAAGUUAUUGACAGGCAAAAAAUGCUUGAAGAAAAGUUGUCUACCAUUAAAAAUAGAGAAAGAGUUGAAACCAAAACAGAAGCUGAUUUAUUGUCUAGAUUAGAUGAAAUGGAGCAGCUUGAUGAAUUAGAAGAUGAGAUGGAGAGGUUAGAUGAGAUAAUUGAAGAAGAUGAAGUUAUGGAAGAUUCGAUUAAAAGUGAUGAUAAUUCAAGGAAAAUUAGAAGAAAAGUUUCCUUUGCUGAAAAUAAUGAUGAUAUCACUAUAGAAAUCAAUUUCAAACAUUCAAAUGUUGAAGGUUCCAAAGAACCUUAUAAACAAGAAAAGGGUAUCAUAAAACCAAGUGAUGUUUAUGAAGCAUAUUCAACAUUGUUUAGCAAUGAAACCAAUUCUAUACUUAAAAAAUCAAAAUAUAAUGAUGUUCAAAUAAACAAAAUCUUUAACAAUGAAGUUACAAAAUCAACUGAAGUGCCUCAAUAUACAACUCAUGUAGAUAAUUCGAAGACUAUAAUUGUUCAAGAUGUCAUUGAAAGAUCAGAUAUUGAUAAAAAUAAAAUAAAAUAUGAUACAAGACCAACAAGUUUAUUUAAGAAGAAGAGACAACAACAAAAAACGCAGCAAAAUGAAAAUCAAAUAGGUCUAUUCUACACUAUGAAUAAUGAUUUAUGCAAGCAACUAUUCUCACAUGGCGGUUUACCGAAGAGUUUCACCAAACAGGCCAAAACAUUCACAGAGACAGCAUUGAUGGUUCGGCAUCCAGCUCUUGAUGUCAUCAACUGUAUUAAAGCCACAGACUUAAACAAACCGGCUGUUAGAUAUGUGCUAUAUGGUGAAAAAGGAACUGGCAAGUCAUUGACUCUUGCACACCUAUUGCAUUUUGCUUAUGAGGAUGGCUUUUUGAUUGUCCACAUACCAUGGGUGUCAGAAUGGUUGCGAAGGGUGCCUCGACACAAAGAAAUGUCCAACUCACAGAGUCGUGAAGGUUUGGUUGACAUACCACUGGACGCUGCUGCGUGGCUGUUACACUUCAAGAUGCAGAAUCAAGUACUUUUGAAAUCAGGAGAUCUGAAAAUAUCACAGGAGUACGUGUGGAGUAAACGUGAGAAGACGGAUGCGGGGGCACCGCUAGCAGAGUUAGUGGAGCACGGCAUCACGCGCGUCAAAUACGCCUGUGACGUCAUUGAUGUUCUCAUCAAGGAGAUCAAACUACUUUCUAACAGCAAAAAAUGCAAGACUUUCGUUGCAAUCGAUGGCUUCAACAGUUUCUUCUAUCCCCUUACAAGGCUCAGGACAACAACAAAGAAGAAGGUCACUCCAGAAGAAGUCAGUCUUACAGCGCCGUUCAUGAAUAUCACUAAAAAUGAUUGGAGUAAUGGUGUCAUUGUUCUAACAACAGAUCAACUAGCAGUACCAGCAGAUCGUCAAGAGAACUACUUACCCAAAUAUCUGCUUUAUCAAAAGGGAUUCGAACACCUAGAUCCGUUUGUGCCAGUGGAAAUAGGCAGAUACACUGAGCGGGAGUUCAUGUCGUGUGCCAAUUACUACAGAGACAGGCUUUGGCUAAGAGGGCCUCCUGAGCUAGAAAGUGAACUUAAACUCACCAGUGCGUCCCACAAUGUGACGUUUUCCGAUACAUUCUCCCACAUAGAACCAGAAGAUCACCUCCAUUCCCACAAACGUGUUAAGUGUCGCUUGUUUAACUGUCUGAUUUGUGUAAUUUUUCUUUCGUUUUUAGUAGUUGUAAGCAAUGCAAUACUACAAGGAACAGUAGAUGUUAAGCGGCUGCAAGGAAUCCUAGAGGAAGGUGUGAAGAGUAAAGAUGUUGGUGCUCUGUACUUUUCUCUCAAAGGCUUGACACUGCUCAAGGCUCCUUUACCUGACGUCUGUGAUGAUAUUUCAAAAAUCAAAUAUGAUCUUGGGAAUAUAGAACAAAUAUUCUAUCUAACAAAUGCAGCAGAACUAUCUGGUUGUCAAAAUUACCUGAGCCCAGAAGUUCUACGGACACCUGUGGCUACUCUAGACAAGAAGGAUGCGUCCCUGGCAGAUGUGUAUCAUGCUAUAUAUUCUAUGAAGGCUUUAGGCAAAGGCACAGUGUACGAUAGAGAAGAUUCCUUAAAGAACCUCAUUCAGAUUUUGAAAAAGGAUGACACACCAGCUAACUAUGCUUACGUUUUCGCGCUGUGCGAACAUAUGGGCUGCAAUGCUUGGACUGCAAUGCACGCGGAGAGUGCCUUGCUUGCGGCAGAUGAGACAGACUCUAAAAUGCUGCACUUUGAUGGAGGCCUCCCGGUCACUUCCUUAGUGCUGUCUACUAUCUUCAGAACGUACAAAAACCUGAAGAAGCCGUCGCCCCUGACAGAGGGGCAGCGCUACAAGUUCGCUGCGUACUUGCUGUCGCGCCGCUCUGUGACGUCACCGCGCGGAGCCGCACUGCUGCUUGAAGCCGCCAUGCUGCUCGCGGAUGAACAGCCAACACCGAUCAGCAUAGUUUUCAAGGACAGGAAAUACAUCACAUCCGAUAUAGACACCAUAGAGUUCUCAGUGACCGAUCUCAUAGGAAGACCCGUUCCCAACCUCAAACCUGAAGAAGUUGUGGCCCAAUCGGGAACACGCCUAGCCGACGACGUGGUCGUGUUGUCCAAACAACCCUUAAGCCAGAAACAGAGCGAGCAAACGACUUUCGUACUUAACCUCAGUAAGAUUAAGGCUCAGCAUGGCCUGUACAAGAUAUCGCUGAGCGCGGGCAGCAAGUCGGCAAGCUUCAACGUGGCGGUGCUGGGUGAGAUACAGGUGACGAGCGUGGAAAUCGGCGUCGGCGACGUUGACGGCACCACAAGCCCAAAGAUCAGCACUGUGGCGUAUCCGAACAAACUCGGCGAGAAACUACAGGCGGACCAUUUGCAGAAAGUGAGCCUGAAGUUCAGUGUGCGCGACAAGUUCAACAAGCCGGUUCUGCUACAGCAGGCGUUCGUUCGCGUGGCGCCGCUCGCGGGCCCCGAGGAGGCCAUCUACGUGGCUGAGCCCGACAACUCCAAGACGUACAAAGUCGACCUGAACGUGGGCGCGAUCUCGAAGCACCUGAGCCACGCCAGCGGACUGUACUCCGUGACUCUCCUACUGGGUGACAGCGCCGUCGCCGCGCCCGUCUCCUGGCAGCUCGCAGACCUCGCGCUCAACUUCGGCAGGGACGCAAUCGCCCUAGGCUCGCCGGCCGUGCGCGGGCCGCUGGGCGAGGUGCGGCACGCGUUCCGCGCGGCGGAGGCGCGGCCGGCGCGCGUGCUGUCGGACGUGUUCGCGUGCGCGUGCGCCGCGCCGCUGCUGCUACUGUUGCUGCUGUGGGCGCGCCUCGGCCUCAACUUCUCGCUGUGCCCCUGCUCGCCCAGCGCGCUUCUGUUCCACGCCGCGCUCGGAGGUUCCCUGGCGCUGUACGGAGGGCUGUGGCUGCAGCUGUCUAUGUUCGACACCCUGCGCUACCUGUUCCCACUGGGUGGCCUCACCUUCCUCUCGGGACACCGCCUGCUUCGCCGUCUGGCCGCGGACAAGGCGGCGCGCUAGCUAAUUUAAACUAUAAAUAAAUAUUUCUAAUUAAUAAACA